Osmerus eperlanus (European smelt) is the source of this 1510-nucleotide messenger RNA. RefSeq names its product catenin alpha-2-like. Gene Ontology annotation, cellular component: adherens junction; actin cytoskeleton; catenin complex. Bases 221 to 1510 code for a protein of 429 amino acids. Gene Ontology annotation, molecular function: cadherin binding; beta-catenin binding; structural molecule activity. Lineage: Eukaryota; Metazoa; Chordata; Actinopteri; Osmeriformes; Osmeridae. The transcript is spliced from 7 exons. The record is from RefSeq and is a predicted model, not a curated record. Gene Ontology annotation, biological process: cell migration; cell-cell adhesion.
AUUUGGCAGGGAGCGGAGUAGAGGAGAAGUAUUUCCUAGAUACCGACAGCCGCGCGUGUAGUGUUUCAGAUUCAGCACUGACCGAAAGGAAAGCGCACGGAUUUAGGCGUUCCAAGGGAAGAUAUUGAGAAGGCUAUCUGUUUGGAAAUACACAAUUAAUCACAGUCUACAUUAUACGUAUUUUAUUGGAGUGAAAGAACUGUCAUUUUAAUAAGGAACCAUGACGACCGCUACUUCUCCCAUCCUGCUGAAAUGGGACCCCAAGAGCCUGGAGAUCCGCACCCUGACAGUGGAGAGGCUACUGGAGCCCCUGGUCACACAGGUGACCACCCUGGUGAACACCAGCAACAAGGGUCCGUCCAGUAAGAAGAAGGGGCGCUCCAAGAAGGCACACGUCCUGGCCGUGUCUGUGGAGCAGGCCACUCAGAACUUCCUGGAGAAGGGCGAGCAGAUCGCCAAGGACAGCCACGACCUGAAGGAGGAGCUCAUCGCCGCCGUGGAGGACGUCCGCAAGCAAGGGGAGACGAUGCGCGUGGCGUCCUCCGAGUUUGCGGACGACCCGUGCUCGUCUGUGAAGCGUGGCACCAUGGUGAGGGCGGCCCGCGCCCUACUCUCCGCCGUCACCCGCCUGCUCAUCCUGGCCGACAUGGCCGACGUCAUGAGGCUGCUGGCCCACCUCAAGAUCGUUGAGGAGGCCCUUGAGGGAGUGAAGAAUGCCACCAAUGAGCAGGACCUGGCCAAUCGCUUCAAGGAGUUUGGCAAGGAGAUGGUGAAGCUCAACUAUGUGGCAGCCCGCAGACAGCAGGAGCUGAAAGACCCCCAGUGCCGUGACGAGAUGGCGGCAGCUCGUGGCGCCCUGAAGAAGAACGCCACCAUGCUCUACACGGCUUCCCAGGCCUUCCUGCGCCACCCCGACGUGGCGGCGACGCGCGCCAACCGCGACUACGUCUUCAAGCAGGUGCAGGAGGCCAUCGGCGCCAUCUCCAGCGCUGCCCAGGCCGCCUCGCCCACCGACGAGAAGCACGGGCACGCCGGCAUCGGAGAGCUCGCCGCCGCCCUCAACGAGUUUGACGGACACGACCCUCAGGGACACGACCCUCAGGGACACAACCUCAGGGACACGACCCUCAGGGACACAACCUCAGGGACACGACCUCAGGGACACAACCUCAGGGACACGACCUCAGAGACACAACCUCAGGGACACGACCUCAGGGACACGACCUCAGGGACACGACCUCAGGGACACGACCUCAGGACACGACCUCAGAGACACGACCUCAGGGACACGACCUCAGGGACACGACCUCAGGGACACGACCUCAGGGACACGACCUCAGGGACACGACCUCAGGGACACGACCUCAGGGACAUGUCUCGUUUCUUCCUCCAGUCCACGUCUCCUCCUGCCACCCCCAAAUCUCUCAGGAGGUCCUCCCUGCUCCCAGUGACGGUGGCAGUAGAAGUCAAGUCAUCACAGGCUCAUACCAGACUGAUAGGAAUUGGAUAG